AUGUGGAAUUCGAUUCCUAACGUACAACGUCAAUCACAGCAGCAGUUCCCUAGGAAUGCUUACCAGCCACCGCCAAAUGUUCCUCAAAUCCAGGCUCAGCGUACGUCUUACGUACCGCCUCAGCAACAACAACCACAAGGAGCCUACCAGCCGCGUCAGCAGCAGCAGCAGCAGCCGCCGCAGGGCCAGACCAACCUAGCCGGCCAGCUCUUGCUCUCUGACAAGCCGUGGAAUCAAGCCGGUUACUCCAACACAGGCUACGUAGCGCGGCAGCCACGCGCUCGGCCAGCUGCAGCAUACCAAGCGGAGCCACAGGAAGUUGCUCCUCCCGACGAGAGCUUGCCAGCGUUUUACGACGGCCAGCACUUCUAUGACCCCCACAAUGACGCGUAUUAUGUAGAUGAGGAAUACAACAGCUAUGCGGAGUACCCUGAGGAGGAUCCUCAAGCGUACUGGCAGGCCCCUCCUUUUCAGGACAACGAGGACGACCAUGACCAACCAUGUUACUCCGUGACAGAGGAUCUCACACCUACCGCCACCUGCCUACACUGCUCUGCCGCCUUUUUAUCCAAUAACAAACUCCACGCGCACCUAAAGGACUGCGCUUCGAGACACACAGCAGCCGCAGUCGAUGACACCACCGUUGCGUACUACAUAUCCCAGUUGUGA
Penicillium digitatum Pd1 is the source of this 669-nucleotide messenger RNA. Lineage: Eukaryota; Fungi; Ascomycota; Eurotiomycetes; Eurotiales; Aspergillaceae. The record is from RefSeq and is a predicted model, not a curated record.